This is a messenger RNA of Polistes canadensis, 1522 nucleotides long. RefSeq names its product S-formylglutathione hydrolase. Lineage: Eukaryota; Metazoa; Arthropoda; Insecta; Hymenoptera; Vespidae. Gene Ontology annotation, molecular function: S-formylglutathione hydrolase activity. Gene Ontology annotation, cellular component: cytosol. Bases 416 to 1273 code for a protein of 285 amino acids. The record is from RefSeq and is a predicted model, not a curated record. The transcript is spliced from 5 exons. Gene Ontology annotation, biological process: formaldehyde catabolic process.
GCAUCUAAAUCGGUUUGGUCGGACCGAAUCGAAUAAUAAACAAUAAGGAAACUCCAUCUACCUGCGGUCGUGUUCCCUCGUAAAACCUUUCGUACUCUAAAUAUAUAUAUAUAUUAAAAUACAAUAACCGAAAGUCACCCUAAUAUACUUUCAAGUAAUCUUUCAUAUUUAAUGUUCAGUUGAAGCCAGGUUCUGCCACUUUAAUUCUAACCUUCAAACAACUUCGAUGCACGUGCAAUUUAAAUUAAAAAUAUUUUUAGUGUUAGUAUGAAUUUUUUAAAGUAAAAUGGACAGAAAAAGCAAACGUGGAAGUACUUUGCGUGCGAAUCGAUCUAAAAAAAAGACGAUUCCACGGCAAUAGAUUAUACUGUAAUAAUAUUUAAUAAUAAUUAAAGUGCAACAAUCCUGUUUUAUAAUGACGGAACUAACAGAAGUAUCUAGCAAUAAAAUAUUUGGAGGAUGGCAAAAAGUUUAUUCGCACGAAAGUUCCGUCCUAGGCUGUAAAAUGAAUUUUGCCAUCUUCCUUCCACCACAAGCAGAAGAAGUCUCUGUCCCAGUUAUCUAUUAUUUAUCAGGAUUAACAUGUACAGAGGCAAAUUUUAUACAAAAAGCUGGCGCUCAAAAAUAUGCUUCGGAGUGUGGUGUAGCUUUAGUGGCACCUGAUACUAGUCCUCGCGGAUUAAAUAUUCCUGGUGAUUCUGACAGUUAUGACUUUGGAGUUGGAGCAGGAUUUUAUGUAGAUGCGACUAAAGAUCCAUGGAAAAAAAAUUAUAGGAUGUAUAGUUAUGUUACUAAAGAAUUGCCAUCGUUGAUUAAUGACAAAUUUCCUAUUCUUUCGGAUAAACAGUCUAUAAUGGGUCACAGCAUGGGAGGUCAUGGAGCACUGAUCUGUGCAUUUAAAAAUCCAGGUAUGUACAAAUCGGUCUCUGCGUUUGCCCCUAUUAGUAAUCCAAUUCAGUGUCCAUGGGGUAAAAAGGCAUUCUCUGGCUAUUUUGGAGAAACAGAAAACAAUGUCUCGUGGAAUGACUGGGAUGCUACAGAAUUAGCUAAAAAAUACAAUGGCCCUCCUUUGGAUAUUUUAAUAGAUCAGGGAAAAGAAGAUAACUUCUUAAAACAGGGUCAAUUAUUGCCUGAAAACUUAUUGAAUGUUGCAAAAGAUGUUGGAUUAUCUUUGGUUUUAAGAUUUCAGGAAGCUUACGAUCAUAGUUAUUACUUUAUAGCUACAUUUGUCGAAGACCAUAUUAAACACCACAUGAAAUAUUUAAAAAAUUAAAAAUAUUUUUUUUGUUAAAAUUUAUAUCACGCGAGCUUUACUAAUAAUUAAAUUUCAAUAAUCUAAUAUUAAACAUAAAAUAAAUAGCAAAAUAAUAUCGAUGUACGAUUUUUUUUUUUCAUUUAAACAAAGCUACAGAUAAGUUACAUCUAUUACUUCUUACCUCGUUGUUUCCAUUUUUUAACAGUUUUCUCAUGAUACACAUAAGAAUUGUUAAUAAUAAAAAUAUAUUAAACGUGUUGAUACUUA